GCGGGCCCGGGUUUGGUGUUUGUAAACUUGUCUCGGUCCCGGCGGGGGCAGCGGUGGACACGGGGUUGGCACAGUGUGCGGGGGUCUGGAAGAGGCGUCGCACGGCGGGUGAGACAGUUAGAGGCCGCGCCUGGCAGGUUUCUGAAACAGAUUGUGCACUUCAUCGAGAGGAUUCAGUUGGAAAACCAAGACUGGCACACUCUUUCUUCAGACAGUAGGCAGGAGCCAGGCAGAGUCCAGGAAUUCUUGGAUCAUCUAUCUUCCAUUUGGAGGACUCUGAGUUUUAUUUGAAGACAAAGGCAGUUCAAUAUGGCAGCAGGACUGAAGGGACAUGAAGGAGUUGUUGGAGUGAUUUGGUGACAGUUCUUCAGACAAAAGUGUCUUAAGGAAAGGUGGAUCAAGAAACCCCUGGACUUUUGGGUUGCAUUAAGUGAGAAAUCAGCAUGGCUCAGGUGACCUGACACCUCAUCUCCUUUCAACUUAGGCAAGUCUCCUGGCUUGUGAAGGCCUAGCAGGUGUGAGUUUGGUUCCCACUGCAGCCAGCAAGAAGAUGAUGCUGAGCCAGAUUGCCAGCAAGCAGGCCGAGAAUGGAGAGCGGGCAGGUAGCCCUGAUGUGCUGAGGUGCUCGAGUCAGGGCCACCGAAAAGACAGCGAUAAAUCCCGGAACCGCAAAGAUGAAGACAGCUUGGCUGAGGCCUCUCAUUCAAAAAAGACUGUUAAAAAGGUGGUGGUAGUGGAACAAAAUGGUUCUUUUCAAGUAAAGAUUCCCAAAAAUUUUGUUUGUGAGCACUGCUUUGGAGCCUUUAGGAGCAGUUACCACCUCAAGAGGCACAUCCUUAUUCAUACUGGUGAGAAGCCAUUUGAAUGUGAUGUAUGUGAUAUGCGCUUCAUCCAGAAGUACCACCUGGAACGUCACAAACGUGUGCACAGUGGCGAAAAGCCCUACCAGUGUGAACGGUGUCAUCAGUGUUUUUCUCGGACAGAUCGAUUACUCAGACACAAACGGAUGUGCCAAGGGUGCCAGUCCAAGACUUCCGACGGGCAGUUUUCUCUAUAGGCGCAAGGGGCCCUGGGUGGUGGGAGUGAUCAGAAGAAUACCGAAGAACGCACCCCCCCUCUGGUCUGAUGGUCCCACCACCACCCCGUGUGUACCUGUCCCCUCCUGGAGGAGUGGACCCAGGAGACCAGAAGAGUGCAUCAGGGGAUGGCAGCCCCAGAGCCUCAGCUCUGUAAAUAAUCUGAGACUAUGAGUAUCUCGGGGAAGUUCCUACAGCAUUCCUGGGUAGGAAAGCUAGUCCCUAGACCCUUGGCUGAGGUCAUAGGUGGGGGACUCAAGGUACAGGACCAAGACUGAAGUGUGGCUCCCACAGCCUUGGACUCCAGCUGGCAGCUAAAAUGGAAAAGAUUGGGAGAGAGGGAUUUGUUUGUUUGUUUGUCCUGUUCUUGUUUUUAAUUUAUCCAAAAGCAGUUUUAGCAGGUGCACUGUGGAUGCAGGUAAUCUGGAGGCAUAGAGCCAUGGUCACAGGGACUAUGGGUGGUCCAGCCCUCCACCAGAAAUUGAGUUUUUAGUUGCAUUUGAUCCUCAGUGUUCUACAGCCCUGCACCUCACCUCCUGUUUGGAGGAGAAUAGGAUCAGGGAUGGCAGCUGAGCUUACUUUGGCCUCCUUAUACACUGUAGGGACAAAAGGAAGACCAGUAGGAGGAGCAGACGAGGGCUGGAUCCAAGAAGAGUGGACAGGUACCUGAUAUUUCCUCUGGGGAAGACUGAGAGUUGUGCCCAUGGGUGUUGUAACGGCCCAUGCCACACAGGUACCUAAUGGGGUCAGCCUAAGUGCCUUUUGGAGGAAACUUGGGUGAGGGUGGCUCACGAAGCCCUUUCCUUCUCUCUUUGGGCAGUUAACCUUGGAAAUAGUUUGUGGCUACCUCGCUGCCAUUGAUUCCUAAGCCAGACAGAGGGGAGUCAUGGAUAUCAAAGUAGGUUCUUCUUCCUUGUGCCCUGUUAAGAACCACCCAUGACUCCUCCUAAGUUGAAUAACAACUGUUCAGGAAACAAAGGAGUUUGGUGUCCCCUGACAUGACUGUAGAGCAGUGUGAGCUGUUCUCUAUCCAAGUCCUAUCACUGUAUUUAAAUAGAGGAGAUAAGGAUCUGGCCUUUGGUCCCAAAGAACAAGAUCUUGGCUUCCUUUUUGAUGGCCUUCCCUACCCAUCGAAAGAAUUAGGGGGAGGGGUGCUGCAGAGCAAGGUCUGAGGAAGAAACCUAAUGUAGGUUUUAUUCUUAACCAUACUUUUUUGCUCCUCUCUGCUCUAACACC
Messenger RNA from Pteronotus mesoamericanus, 2312 nucleotides. It is a transcript of the gene ZNF740, whose product is annotated as zinc finger protein 740. The transcript is spliced from 7 exons. Gene Ontology annotation, biological process: regulation of transcription by RNA polymerase II. Lineage: Eukaryota; Metazoa; Chordata; Mammalia; Chiroptera; Mormoopidae. The coding region runs from base 551 to 1057 and encodes 168 amino acids. Gene Ontology annotation, cellular component: nucleus. The record is from RefSeq and is a predicted model, not a curated record. Gene Ontology annotation, molecular function: RNA polymerase II cis-regulatory region sequence-specific DNA binding; DNA-binding transcription factor activity, RNA polymerase II-specific.